Molecule: messenger RNA, 2715 nt
Organism: Vanrija pseudolonga
Lineage: Eukaryota; Fungi; Basidiomycota; Tremellomycetes; Trichosporonales; Trichosporonaceae
Gene: rsc1
Product: Chromatin structure-remodeling complex subunit rsc1
Exons: 11
Coding region: 12-2663 (883 amino acids)
Biological process (GO): transcription elongation by RNA polymerase II; chromatin remodeling
Cellular component (GO): RSC-type complex
Molecular function (GO): chromatin binding; protein binding
Source: RefSeq, a predicted model, not a curated record
AAUACGUCCAAAUGCCGCCUAAAAGUCGGUCUCACCCCCGCGCAGCCGCAGCCAAGGCGACUGUGGUUCCAGCCACAUACCCGGGGAAGAAGGAUGGCGGGAUGGAAGAAGCACAGUGGACCGCGUGCAGGGACAUUCUCGACAAUGUCUACAAGGCCAAGGACGGAAGCCGCCGGAUGUGUGACAUCUUUCGGGAGCUCCCUGACGAGGACGAGUAUGCCGACUACUACGAAACCAUCCCCGAGCCAGAGUGCCUGGAUCAAAUAGCUACGCGUCUUGGGCAGCAGACUUUUGCGUCACCAGAGCUCUUCUUCAAGCAGCUGCAGCUCGUCUUCCUUAACGCAAAGCACUAUAAUGAGGAGAACUCGAUGGUCUAUAACGAUGCCGAAAAGCUGGAGGGGCAAGUCAAGGAGGCGUGGCGCGCCCGUGCGGCCGAGGGAAUAUUCGCAUCUGCAGACCCAACGCACAAGGCGGCACGGGGCCGCAAGCCGAAGGGCGAGCGCACGUCGGCGACCCCUACUCCGACUACGCCUGCAGCGGCGCCACCCGUGAUCCACCUCCGAGUCCCUCGCCCCGAAGCUGCUGCUGCUGCGCCGGCAGCUGCGCCCAAGGCCGCUGAGCCAGCCAAGCCUACACCGACUCGCGAGACCCGUGGAGCAAGGGCGUCGUUGAGUGGCCAGGGCAAGCCGGCCGAGCCGGCGAAGCCUGCCGUCCCCCAGAACACCUCGACGCUGUCCGACGCCGACACCCGUAUCGUCGCCGUGGUCGACGCGAAGCUGCCCCUGUGGGAGGGCCCCAAGGCUGUCCUGCCCGGUGACCCGGCACCUGGAGGCCUCCUCGGCAGCGGAUGGUGGGGCGAAGCUGCGCCAGAGUAUGAGCGCAAGGCCCUCGCCACUACCAGCUACAAGCAGCGCAUCCGUUCCGUCGCCGAAGCGAUCGCGGGAUAUGUUGACCCAAGCCGCAAGGUACUCUCCGAGGUGUUCAGCAGGCUCCCAGCGGUCACCGAGAUCCCCUUCCUGCCUUCGUCGUCACACCUGUCGUUUAGCGCUAUUCUGUCUGCAGCGCAAGGUGGACAGUACACCACGCUGCGCGACUUUGACAACGACAUGGUUCGGCUGUUCGAGAAGGCUCGGCGCUGGUUCAAGCCGGGCUCGAACGACUACGGCGCGGCCCUCACCCUCCAGCGCCUUUACAAUGCGCUCACCGCCCCGUACCCGCUCGAGCUCAAGAACGAUGCGGUGCCCGGUCCUAACGCGACCCGAUUCGCGUCUCUGCCCUACGGCCCCGGGAGUGGUGCCGCUGCGGGAGAAGCUGGGUACGCUGUGACUACCACCCGUAUCCCGAAGCGGGACCGGCAGUUUACCGAGGAAGCUCGUCACAAGGGCGUGUCGUACCGUGUUGGUGACUACGUCCACUUGAUCAACCCCGACAGCGGCGCGCGACCCAUUGUUGGCCAGAUCUUCAAGACGUUCGUGCCUACCGUGGGCCUGGCCACACACCACGUGACGGUCUGCUGGUAUUCGCGUCCAGAGGAGACUGUGCAUCCUGCCGAGCAGUCAUUUUACGAGAACGAGGUGUUCAAGACGGGCAACUUCUGCGACCACCCUGUGGCAGACAUUAUUGAAAAGAUUGCGGUUCAGCCAGCAGACAGCGCUGUUCGUGGACGGCCUAAUCCCCCGGCCUUCUUCCCCGGCUGGCCUCGUUACGUCUGCCGUGCUCGCUACAUUGACAAGGCUAGCCUUUUCAUCCCGAUCAAGAACUGGCGGGUCAUCAUCCCAGAGGAGAUUCGGUCAUCCAACCCUACGACUGUUGUUCCAUUCGAGCGCCCCAUCACCCUCACCAAAGUCAAGUCACCGUACUUGAUGGGUGUGCACGGCACGGGAUCUCUCGGUCGCCCCAAGCGCCAGCCAACACCUGCCGACGACGAGGAGGAAGAGGCUGCUACGGCUUACGGUCUGCCGACGGCGGCCUCGCGACGUGCUGCCGAGGCCCAGCAGCAAGCUCGCCAGCAUCAGGUCGCGCCUGUGACACCAGCCCAGGGUGGCUACCCGUCGCAAGCGGCUGGUCCAUCUCGUGCACAGCAGGUUCAGCAGCGAGGCGCACCGGCCUACCCGAGCCCUGGGGCUGCCGCGGCGGCGGCACAGGCUGGCGCCAACCGGGCUGUGGCUCAGCCUGGCCAACCAGGACAGCAGUGGCAGCAGCGCCCGCCCACUGCAUCUCAAGCGCCUUCGCGGCCGGCCUACGUCCACACGCUUGCGCUGGCCAUGGGUGGGCCGCAAGUGUUGGAUCAGGUGGCUCUGAAGGAGUACCUGCCCGCCGACACCGCCCGUCUGUUUGAGCAGGACGCACGGAACGCGGUGCUGUGGUUCUCUGGCAUGCCGCUACCGCAGGGUGCAAUUGAGGUGCCGGCGGCCGCGCCACACUCUCUCGAAUAUCUCUCGUUCUUGGCCAAGCGCAAGCGAGGCGCUUCUACCACCGAGGCGCGCCCGAACAAGCGGUUCAACACCGACGCUGGACUGCUGGAGCCUGACGCGGAUGCCGAGGGAAGUGAGGCCGAGGCCGACGAGGAUGGCGACCUGACACGCUUCUGGUGGGCCAAGGGGCAGACGCCAGAGCAAGUGCUCGCGGGCCUGCGGGAGGUUGUGCAGGGCAAGACGGCGUAGACGAGGCAGUGGCGACGACGGCAGCGGCUUAGAGCUGCUUGAUAAAUAAUGC